AAACCACCAAAGGGAGGGAGGGACCGACUCGGUUCCCCUUCCGUUCCGGUUCCGCGGGGCUCCCGCCGGCGGUCCAUAUAACAGCAGAAGGUUUAAAAGGCGUCUCUUCUUUCUUCCCCUUCGACGCAAACUCGCCCUGCCGUCCUCUGCUCUGCGGCUGUGCCUGUGAGUGUGAGCAGGAAGAAGAAGAGAACAAUGGCGGUGGAGAGAGACAGAGACAGCAAACUUCAAGAGCAGUCCGCUUCUCUCUCUCGCUUCUACAGGAUCAUCCUGGGCUGGGACUACUUCCGCCUCCUCAAAGAAUCCAACCAGCGGGACACCAAGAAGAACGGCAAGGACGGAGCUCCCCCGGGCAUCAAGCAGGUCAAGUACACCUACAGCAGCGUCGAGGACUAUAUCUCCACUUUCGAGCCUCUCCUGUUCGAGGAGGUCAAGGCCCAGAUUGUCCAGAGGAGCGACGACGACGACGAAAAUUCUGUGAUCGAGUGGAAGCAUGGAGUGGUGGUGAAAUGCACCGAGUCCGACGGGUUCCAUUUGCCUGAGAUCACUUACGGUUCCCCUCACAAGGAUACUUCCAUAGCUCAGAAUGAUCUCCUCUUGCUCACCAGAGAGAAGUUUCAGGAAGGCAAUAAGCUGCCGACAACAUUUGCUUUUGCUCUAGUGGAGCAUCGGCAGGUACGGGACAUGGGAGGCUCCGACAUGUCAAACGAUGACCGCUGCCUUAUUGUUCUUAGACUUAGGAUGUACUUAGCUGGAGAAGUGAUGCACUUGGAUGGUGAUAAACUUAAAUCUAGUCCGAGACUGUUGAGAAUGCGAUCUCUUAUUAGUGAAGUUGAGAAGUCGGUGUACAUUCUCAAGCUCUGCAGCUUAUCGACCAUUUCUCGUGAAUAUCUAGCUGUAAGGUCAGUUAGUUCUCUCCCUUUCAAGGAAUUGAUAUUAGCAGCUUCUGAGAAGAAUCAGAGUUCUCAAAACCAGGCUUGGAAAAUUUCAAAGCCUCUGAUGGAGUAUAUUAAGAGUAAUCUGAACGAAUCACAACAACAAGCUAUACAUGUUGGUCUGUCAAGGAAAUCCUUUGUCCUGAUACAGGGUCCUCCAGGAACUGGGAAGACACAGACCAUCCUCGGGAUACUGAGUGCUAUUUUGCAUGCUAUACCGACUAGAAUUGAUUCAAAGGGUAAAUCACACGGGACAAAGCGCGGGCUGGAGUUGCCCAUUGAAGAAAAAUACAUUCAGUGGGGACAAGCAUCUCCAUGGCUUAGUGGUGUCAAUCCAAGAGAUGAGAUAAUGCCAAUUGAUGGUGAUGAUGGUUUUUUUCCGACCACUGGAAAUGAGUUGAGACCAGAGGUUGUUAAUUCCACUCGUAAAUACCGAGUACGGGUUCUGGUCUGUGCCCCAUCAAACUCAGCUCUUGAUGAGAUCGUGUUGCGUGUUUUGAAUGCUGGAAUACGUGAUGAAGAUGAUCGUGCUUAUAAUCCCAAAAUAGUGAGGAUAGGUCUGAAAGCUCAUCACUCAAUUCAAGCAGUCUCAAUGGAUCACCUUGUGGAACAGAAACUGAAUCAAGUAGCUGCUGGAACAGAUUCAGAUAGCAUUCGUGCAGCAAUUUUGGAUGAGGCUGUGAUUGUAUUUUCCACUCUCAGCUUUAGUGGUUCAACAAUUUUCAGCAAACUCAAUCAUGGUUUCGAUGUUGUUAUCAUUGACGAAGCUGCCCAAGCAGUUGAGCCAGCAACUCUUGUUCCCCUGUCUAGUGGUUGCAAACAAGCAUUUCUGGUUGGUGAUCCGGUGCAACUCCCAGCUACUGUGAUUUCUACAGUUGCCAACAAAUUUGGAUAUGGCAUGAGUCUGUUUCAGAGAUUUCAGAAAGCUGGUUAUCCUGUUUUGAUGCUUAGGGAGCAAUACCGAAUGCAUCCACAGAUAAGAAGUUUUCCCUCAAGGGAGUUCUACAACAACGAACUAGAGGAUGGGCCUGAUAUAUCAACCCAGACAGAACGUGCCUGGCAUGUUUGCCAAUGCUUUGGGCCUUUCUGCUUCUUCGAUAUACACGAAGGCAAAGAAUCUCAGCCAUCUGGGAGCGGGUCCCGGGUGAACAUCGACGAAGUUGACUUUGUUAUGCACAUGUAUCUCAAAUUGGUGGCAAGAUACCCAGUCCUUAAAUCGAGUUCCCGUCUUGCAAUUGUGUCCCCGUACAAUUAUCAAGUCAAGCUCUUCAAAGAACGGUUCAAAGAGAUAUUUAAACAGGAGUCAAAUAAAAUAGUAGAUAUCAUCACUGUUGAUGGUUGCCAGGGUCGGGAGAAAGAUGUAGUAAUCUUUUCAUGUGUUAGAGCCAGUAAGGGUAAAAGCAUUGGGUUUGUUGCUGACUACAGACGAAUGAAUGUCGCAAUUACGAGGGCCAGAUCCUCUGUCCUGGUUGUGGGGUCUGCAUCAACGCUGAAGAAUGAUGAGCACUGGAGCAACCUGGUUGUAGCUGCAGAAAAGGGAGGUUCACUGUUUAAGGUCUCAAAGCCGUAUGCCUCAUUCUUCUCGGACGAGAACUUGGAGACAAUGAGGAUAAAGAAGGAAAGGAAGGGAGCCGAGAGGGGCCCACGUGAAGACGAUAAUGUCGAAUUAGCAGCAUAUGGAGGCAAUGUUGCUGCUGAAGAUGCUGAGCCUGUACCAGCAGAUGACCACGACGAUGGUUAUGCUUACGGGGACAUGGACGAAGCUGAUGGUGGUGACGAUUAGAACUAACCCUAUGAGUUCUUCGAUUUCUAGUCAUCAUCAUAUACUACAUUCAUCAUCAUCAGCAGCAGCAGCAGCAGCUAUACAGUUGUACCCCCUUCUUGAUCAGCUCCAUAAUGUGAUACAAAAGAGGGGAGCCGUCCAUUGUGUGUGUUCUCCGGUGCAAGUAUUCUUGAGACGCUGCAACUCCAUUUCGGUUCCCGGAAUUAUUCCGUCCAUUAUAUACAUGAGAUAAGAAGACCUCUUGGGUCGAGGGGUUUCUAACUUUAGCAUAUUUAAAGGAGGUGAUGCCGGUUUUGAUACGAAAAAAAUGUACACAGUUUAUCGCCUUGCAUUCAUUUGUUAUGUUGUGGUGCCCUUUCUCAUUUCAGGUAGGCAUUUUUGUGAUAAAGGUUCUUAACCUGGGCCUCGUUUGCGGGCUCAAAAAUUUAAUCGUUAACCCAAUAGCAAUUUCUUCUGCUGA
Messenger RNA from Punica granatum (pomegranate), 3178 nucleotides. The record is from RefSeq and is a predicted model, not a curated record. Lineage: Eukaryota; Viridiplantae; Streptophyta; Magnoliopsida; Myrtales; Lythraceae.